UUUACUGUAUUUUACUCUAUUGUCGCUAUUUGGAUUAUAUUAAUAAUAAGUAUUUAUUAAAAAUAAAGAAAAAUUAAUAAAAAGUUGUAAAAAUAAGCGGUUUACCCAAAUAAUAACAAAAAGAUUUAAUGAUACUUGACGUUAUCAAUGGUGUUAGCAGUAGUAGUAGUAGUACUGUUUUGCGAUAAGAAAAUACAAUUUGCAAAUACAAUACAAAAUCCGAAACAAAAGUGUUUGUUAUACUUGUAUGUACUUUAAACUUGUAUUAUUCAACGGCUACCACCUUGUUAUUAUUAGUCUAUGAUAUCUGGACAUCCAAUAAAAAUAUUAUCAACUAAUAUUGAACAAUAUGUGUCGGAUUUUCUUGUAUGUGUUCACAAGCGAAAUCAAUUUCUGUAUAUGACUGACUAUUCAUUCAUUCCAUUAAUGCCUCUUGGCUAGCUCAAGUGUGAGCUUCACAUUUGUCUCGCAUUGUGCAUUAAGAUCAAGAGGAGAUAAUAUAGAAAUAGUUUCGCCAUGAAAGGCGUCAUACAAGAAGUACAAAACAAAUACUCAUUUUUAGAUAAUUUACUAACAAACUUUUGGAAGUCAUGGAUCAAGUCAAAUUUAACGUUCAAAUUGCAAUUGAAAAAUAUUAAAUGGAAAAAUGAAAAAGCAAAACCUGGAUUUGCUUACAAGCCAACUGAGAUUGAGCAAUUGGCCAAUGUUAUAACGCAUGGCAUCUGGAUAAUACCGGCUUUGCUGUGUCAGUAUAAACUCUUUGAACGUUCAAAAUCUUCUAGUCAGUAUUUGGUGUCUUGGGUAUAUGGCAGUGCUCUCACCUUACUUUUUACUGUAUCAUCAUGUUUUCAUUGCUCCUGUUAUUGUACAGAACACGACGGAGUUAAAAAUGUUUUACAUCGAUGCGAUCGAGCAAUGAUAUACAUUUUUAUAGCAGCGUCAUAUUUUCCAUGGCUAAUGUUGGAAAAUCCUGAUCACUCUGUUGUACUGAGUAGUAUGGAAUGGAUAAUUUGGUUAAUGGCAGCCAGCGGCAUCGCCUAUCAACAGAUAUUUCAUGAGCGUUUUAAGUGUUUAGAAACCUGCUUUUAUAUCUUGAUGGGACUGGGUCCGGCACUGGUGGUUUUUUGUACUGGCCAUGAAUUUCGUGGCAUGAACGAAUUAAAGUUGGGAGGCUUCUUCUAUAUAAUAGGAAUAUGUUUUUUUAAAUCGGAUGGUGUCAUACCCAUGGCUCAUGCCAUAUGGCAUUUGUUUGUAGUUCUGGCAUCGGGUCUACAUUAUUACGCCAUAUUGGCUAAUUUGUACCCAGCCACAUUAGAGUCUUCGAUUAUAACACAUGAUGAAAUCUUGUAGUGCUAAAUGUUACUUAAUUUAUGGUGAUGUAUUUAGUUUUAGUAUAUUUGAAAGGUGUUUAAUUUAUGUUCAUGAAAAUAUUGCAUUAGAAGAUUUUUUCUUUUUUUUUUUUUAAACCGAAUUUAUAAUUUAUCGAAUAUUUGUUAUUAUUUUUGAUUACACUAUGUCUUCAGAUUUAGCUUCCGUUUCAAUAUGAAUCAAAUAAGAUAGGGUAAGGGGUAUACGAGAUCGUACAUAUGUAUAUAUAUAUAAGUCUAGAAAGUUAGUUGUAGAGAUGCUAUACAUUUAAGUAUAUGGCACAACUAUUUAUUGAAUGGAAACCUCUGUGUGACUUCCAUAUAAAAUAUAUUUUUUAAGCGUGUUUAUCUGCAACCAGUCUGUUACAGUAUACCACCUACUUAUUGCAAGCAAAGUAUGUAUAUUUUUUAUACGAAAUAUUAAUCUUAUUAAAACGAACACCCUAUUAUUAUGUAAAGUGUGUGAUUUAUUCUAUAUUUACCUCCAAAAAAGAAUUAACCAUAACCACCAAUUUUCCAAAGUAAAGAAACAGACAAAUUUUUAGUGUUCAAUAGUGAAAAUUCCAAAUUCAAUUUUAAAUGUAGGACGUUUUAAUCUCUAAGUAAAAAAAAUUAGCAAAUUCUAGUUUUAUUCCUAGAUUGUAAUACAUACAAAAGUUUUAUUGCCAAAAUGUUGAAAUAAAGAUGAACAAUGUAAUGAACAAACUUA
Messenger RNA from Lucilia cuprina (Australian sheep blowfly), 2076 nucleotides. Its product is annotated as monocyte to macrophage differentiation factor. The record is from RefSeq and is a predicted model, not a curated record. Bases 517 to 1350 code for a protein of 277 amino acids. The transcript has 5 exons. Gene Ontology annotation, cellular component: membrane. Lineage: Eukaryota; Metazoa; Arthropoda; Insecta; Diptera; Calliphoridae. Gene Ontology annotation, molecular function: pore-forming activity.